UUCUGCCUUUUCUCCCCCCCUCGGCAGCCAGCGGGGAAUAAAGCGGAAUAAAGCGGCGCCGGCUGAGCACGACGCAGGCUGCGCUGGGAUGCUGGAGGCAGCGGGAAGCCUGAAUCACCGGCACCUCGAGGAUUUUUAGAUGUGCCCUGACGCCGCAGGGUCUCCUGGCUCCUGGAAAUGCAGCUCUCAUCCAGCUGUGACCAGACCAUGGACCCCCCCUCCGAGGACUUCCAGCAGGUGCUCUCCAUCGACCAGAUCCGCUCCAUCCGCGCCAGCAACAACUACGUGGAGCGCCCGGCGGCGUGCAGCCAGCAAAGCCGCUCCAACCCCUCUCUGGGGCACAAACACGAGUGCUCCCAGGCUUCUUCCACCUUCCAGGACCCGCAGCUGAGCCACUCGAGCACGGCCAGCUCGGUGUCCCAGGCUUCUUCCCCCUUCCAGGACCCGCAGCUGAGCCACUCGAGCACGGCCAGCUCGGUGUCGCAGAGCACCGCGGCCUCGGAGCAGCGGCUGCUGUCGCCGUCGCACUCGGGGCAGUCCCUGGCGCGGACGCCGUCGCACUCGGGGCAGUCCCCGGUGAGGACACAGCCGCGGCUGGGUGACCCCAAGGCCGAGGUGUCCCCGCGGAAGGGACACGCGCUGCGCUGCGAGGCGUGCGGGCGCUGCCGCUGCCCGCGCUGCACGGCCGCCCGCAGCCUGCCCUCCUGCUGGCUCUGCAACCAGCGCUGCCUCUGCUCCGCCGAGAGCCUCCUCGACUACGGCACCUGCCUCUGCUGCGUCAAGGGGCUCUUCUACCACUGCUCCACCGACGACGAGGACACCUGCGCCGACGAGCCCUGCUCCUGCGGGCCGGGCUCCUGCUGCGCCCGCUGGGCCGCCAUGAGCGCCCUGUCCCUGCUCCUGCCCUGCCUCUGCUGCUACUUCCCCACGCUGGGCUGCCUCAAACUUUGCCAGAGGGGCUACGACGGCCUGAAGCGCCCCGGCUGCCGCUGCCAGAGCCACACCAACACGGUCUGCAGGAAGAUCUCCUCGGCCGGCGGCACGCCCUUCCCCAAAACGCUGGACAAGCCGGUAUGACCCUCCCGAGGAGGAGAAGCGGGCUUUGCUCCUCUUCCUCCCCCUCCUCCUCUUCUCUCCUCCGUCCUCCUCCUCCCUCGGCUCCCUCUGCUCUGCGGUGUCCCCCCGCUCCCCACCACCACCUUUGGGACACCGAGCUGGGGGUACCCGUGGUGGGUGUUUUGCACAUGAGGGAGAGGGACGGGAGAGGCAGAGCGAGCUGAGGGUGCCCUCCCUGGCCGUGUCCCACCGGGAAAGGUGGCCCAGAGGGUCCCCGGGGCUCUGCCCCCAUGGCAGGGCUGCCUGAGGGCCCUCAGGGCUCUGCUCUCCGUAUUUUAGGAGCUGCCCCACGGUGUGGGAGGAGAGAGGUCAGUGCACCCCUGUGCCAGACCUCCUCCUCCCGCUCCUCCUCCUCCUC
Molecule: messenger RNA, 1474 nt
Organism: Ficedula albicollis (Collared flycatcher)
Lineage: Eukaryota; Metazoa; Chordata; Aves; Passeriformes; Muscicapidae
Product: protein sprouty homolog 3
Biological process (GO): negative regulation of MAP kinase activity; negative regulation of fibroblast growth factor receptor signaling pathway; multicellular organism development
Cellular component (GO): membrane; cytosol
Source: RefSeq, a predicted model, not a curated record